GCUUGUUCCUACAUUUUACAAAUUCACAAUGGCCUUUAUAGACCUGAAUUUGGAUGCAUUCCUUAUUGAACUGCCAGGAAAAGAUUUUGGUGGAAAUAUUCAGGUACCGGUAUACAUGUAAAUAGUAUUCAAGACUAAAAUUGAAAUCAAAUGCUGCAAGAUUGAAAUCAAAUGCUGUAAUUGAAUUGAGCAGAAUAUAUUAAUUCAUAUUUCCAAGUACAGUGCUUUGAAAUUUUUUUUGGAGUUUACUUAGUUUUUAACAUAUCCAACUAUUCCUUAAUAAUGAUAAAUCCCUCAAAAUGUUUUAAAUUACUUGAUCUUUAUCCCUUUUUUUUGUUUCUCAGAUUACAAUUUUUAUUUAUUCCAAUUAAAAUUUUAUGUUGACAGGUAUUUGGUAAUGCAGUGAGAAGAGUGUUAAUGAUUUUAAGAAAAGCUGAUCUGGACCAUAUGAAACAAAAACUUUUGAAGACACAGAUGGAUCCCGAGUUACUAAAAUAUAAGCUCAGCUACUUGGUUGAAAAUUCUCAAAGUUGGAACAAACGGAAUUGGGUUUUUGAGUUCAACAAAGUAACAUUUUUUAUAACAAGUUUUGCUCCAUUUUAUCCUGAAACAAACUCAAGAUAUGCAUUUGGUUGUGAAAAUUGUUAUAUUCUGUUCCAGCCAGAAAUAUCCUUUGCCAUUCAUGAUUUGCCAGACGAUACAGCGGAGACAAACUGGAACAAACCAAUUACAGUCAGGGAUAAAAUUCGUGUUGCCUUCCGCCAAGGGGGUAGAGAAUAUGAAGUGCCUUUGAAACUCCAGGAGCCCAUGGUACAUGACAUUGUAAAAACAAUUUAUCCACAUGAUGAUAAAAUAGAAUGGUGGUUAACUUAAAAUCAAAAUAAAUGUCAUUCAUAACAUAAAUUUGAUAUUUUUCAAUGACCAAUAUCUCUUGGUUUCAAUUUUACAGUCAACUGAACAUUACACUAAAACUGCAUCAAUUUGUGUAUAGGAAAAUUUUUGGAUUAAACAAGUUUUCAAAUAUGUCAUAUUAUACCUAAAUUUGGAUAAAUACUAAAUAAUUUAAUGUUAUUAAAAGACUAUGACUGCCAAAAUUCCGGUACUGUCAUUUGAAAUAAAAUCUUUGAAACAAUAUUUCUAUGUAAUGAAGAUUUUGUUAAUAUUUAAAAAAUUUCAACUAUUUGACUGCAUACAGUAGUGUUAUUUCAUCAGUAAACAAUUUUUUUUUUUACUCAAUGUACCCCAGUUUUCUCUUUUAAUUAGACACCUCAUAUUCAUAAUUUUAAUAUACCAAGUCCAUCUUGCACAAGGUUAAGUGACAUCUUUUUACAAAAAAUAAGUGUCAGGGAGAUAUGGGAUUCAAAGGUUAAAAAAUGUCUUAAAUUUAAAUGAACUAUGAUGCAUAAAACAAAGGCUACAUAUUUUCUUCAAAAAACAUGGUUAAGUCUUGUUUUCAAAAUUUAUGAUGUGUAAGUAAACAAGAUCAAUAACUACUCAAUAUAUUGGUAGUAGUAAAUUACUUUUAUUUACUAAUGAGUCAUAAAGUCAUAAGCACAAAUAACAAAAGGGGCUACAAUCUUGUUAGCAACAAUAAAGGGUAUAGAUUGAGUCAAUAAUGCCUUUACCAUUUCAUUUCUCUCACCAGGCAAAUAUACUUUUCCCAGAUGAUUAUCCUUUUUCACCUAAUUUUGUUGGCUUGACGUUUUGCUGCUCUAGCUCUUCUUUGUUGUGCUGAAAGAAAAUUUAUUUCGUUUUUUUUAAAAAAUGUCUAUAAAGUAUAAAAGAUUGAAAAUAUUUCAUUUCAACAUACCAUAUUUAUUGGCAUAUAACACACACUUUUUCUCCCCGAAUAUAGGGGGCAAAUCAUGUGUGCGUGUUAUACGCCGAUAUAAUGUUUAGUUUUUUUCCCUGAAAUUUCCUUCUUAAAUUGAUGUGUGUGUUAUACGCCAAUAAAUACAGUAAUUAAAUAUAUUAAUUUAAGUGGACAAGCGGUCAAUAUUACUGAGUAAUAGUGAUACCCUUUAAAAUUUCAACUUAAGUUUGGAGGACAAGGCUUAAUACAUAAAAUUAUUAGCCCAGAACUUUACACUUCAAAUAAAAUCAUCCGAUAUACUUGUAGAAAAAAACAAGAAAACCUACCACUUUCACGUGGAAUUGUUUGUUGGUUGUAUAGUCGACUAUUCUUGAAGUUGAAGGCUGCUUGUGCAGAUGACAACUUUUUCUUGUGGACCUCAUCUUCUGUUACAGCUCUCAAUUUACUGCUACUAGCAUCCCUAAAGAAAAUAUUGAACAAAAUUAGAUGUGUAUCCAAUUAAAAAUAAAUUAAUUAAAAGAUAAAAAUCCCCCAAAUAUUUUUAUUAAUCUUAAAAUUGUAUAUUAUUGAAAUUGUUGUAGUUUUUAAGCUGUAAUGUAAUUAACUGAUGCAGCAAAAUCUUUAAUAGAAAUAUCCAUUCAGCAUGUUAAAGUUUAAAUAGAUUAAUUAGAAACUAACAAUUUGUGUCAAUAUAACAAAAUAUGU
Messenger RNA from Lymnaea stagnalis (great pond snail), 2518 nucleotides. The record is from the annotation of a GenBank genome assembly. NCBI's taxonomy places the organism in Eukaryota, Metazoa, Mollusca, Gastropoda, Lymnaeidae.